Necator americanus (New World hookworm) is the source of this 3531-nucleotide messenger RNA. RefSeq lists its product as uncharacterized. NCBI's taxonomy places the organism in Eukaryota, Metazoa, Nematoda, Chromadorea, Rhabditida, Ancylostomatidae. The record is from RefSeq and is a predicted model, not a curated record. Gene Ontology annotation, molecular function: calcium ion binding. Gene Ontology annotation, biological process: cell-matrix adhesion. The transcript has 29 exons. The coding region runs from base 1 to 3531 and encodes 1176 amino acids.
AUGCGCCGAUCGCUUCUGGUUGGGCUAUACGCCCUACAAUGUUGCUGUUUUCUUCUCGUAUGGUCAGAAAAUUUUCGUUAUGGAGCACAUCGCCGCUAUAAACGACAACUUGGCGAAAUCUCCAGCCCGCAGAUUGAUCUCAACAUAACUGUCCCUUACAUAUUUUCUGCUAGACUCUAUCCAUACGGUGAACAUAAGGGUGAUCUACUAAUCGAUGCCGAGAGUGAACCGUAUAAACUUGCGAAUCCUUUCCGAUACCUUGGACAGGUCUACGACACUAUUUUCAUACACUCUUCGGGGCUGGUGAAUUUCAGUCCCAGCAUUCCAUCCCCGGCUGCUCUUCCGAUCGAUGAACCAGUAUUAGCGGUUUAUUGGAUGAACACUGAAGGAGCACGGGUUUUCUACAGAGAAACCGAUGAUACCAGUAUAGUAAACAUCGCUCACAAUGAGGUGAAUAUACAGUAUCGCUAUGGAUCGAAAUUUCGAGUGAAAAGCGUCGUGAUUAUCACUUGGGAAGGAGGAAGGCCGCCAAACUCGGAAGCCGAUGGGAACGUCUUCCAGUUAGCUUUGAUUGUUGGUGAUUCGAUGACAUUCGCCCAUAUUGUCUACAGUAAACUAAAUUCCAAUGAUAAUGCUGUGGCUGGAUUCUCCACAUUGAACACUUCUUACUCACUUCCCGACUCUGCCACCCACGAUGCCUUACUGUUAUCCGAAAAAAGUGACAUCGGUAUUCCCGGAGAAUGGCUUUUCCGCGUUGAUGAGAGUCAGGUCUACCUAUGCGGUGCUGGAUUCAAGGGACUGGAAUGUAUUGAUAGUUGCGCCCCGUCACAAUGGUUUAACGAUUGCUCUAAAAGCGAUUACGGAUUGCCGGGGAAGGCGUUGGCGCAUCCUUCGAGGAUUGAUUCCUGCCAUUGCGAUGGUGGAGAUCCAUGUGACCAAGAAACUGGACGUUGCCCUAACGGAAGAUGUUCACCGGGAUGGAAAGGCGCACCGACAUGUGACGAAGAUGAAGAUGAAUGCGAACUGGAUGAUGUGUGCCCGUCGGCCCAGCCGGAUUGCUUGAACACUCCGGGAUCAUACCUCUGCAUUUGUUUCGAAUAUGAUGAGAAAAGCAAGAUAUGCAAAGGUUCAAAACCGGUUCAAAACGCUGAAGAGAAGAUCCCAGUACAGAUUGUACCUGUACAACCAUCUUUUGGACGUACCACAGCAGCAACAAAGCCAGCAUUGCUUCGUAAUCGAUUCGUAUCCACCACACAUCCCACAACUACCACUGCAGUAACAACAAGACGAUUUACUACGGCGGUAUCAACAACACUACCCACUACAACCAUGUCAACAACUACCGUUACUGAGCUAGCACCCACAAUCAAACCUGUGGAAUUUAAACCAGCAAAGAUCAAACCGUCGACUCCAAUAUGUCCUCCAUGCGAUACCCAUGCUACAUAUCGGGAAGGAAGAUGCGAGUGCAACGCAGGAUGGAAACCAUACAAGAACAUAUGCAUUGAUAUUGAUGAAUGUGCUGAGAGUUCUGUAUGUGGAGCCCAUUCUCAAUGUGUAAAUAGACCAGGAAGUUAUGAUUGUACUUGUGACAAGGGUUAUCGAUUCGAGGAAGGCGGUUGUGUAGAUAUCAAUGAAUGUCGUGAGAAUGAAAACGUAUGCGGUAGGGGAUCUGGUGUAGAAUGUCUAAAUCGACCAGGUUCCUAUGAAUGUAUGUGCAAGGAUGGAUUCGAUGGAGAUGCAAGGAUAGGAUGCACUGAUAUUGAUGAAUGCGCGACAGGGUCACAACACUGUGGACCACACGCUAAAUGCAUUAACACGGUUGGUGGAUACGAAUGCGAAUGUUUUUCUGGAUUUGAACGAAUCGCUGAAGGAGCUGGAUGCACAGAUAUUGACGAGUGCUUUUUGUCGAUGUGUCAUCCGGCAGCAAGGUGUUCGAAUCUGGUAGGAUCCUUUUCAUGCACCUGUCCGGAUGGAUUUAUUGGCGAUGGAAUGCAGUGCCACGAAACGAUCCUCUAUCCAAUCGCUAACGAUUCUGUAGUUGUUCCAAGAAAGAUGAAUGCUAUAGCGACAAUCGAUCUUCCGUCACCGGUAUUCGUAUUUGGAAAGCAAUAUCAUACCGUAUACCUCUCAUCUAAUGGAAUCCUCUCAUUCGAUCGACCGCUACCUGGGCUUGUCGAGAGGACGGAUACUUUACGUGAAGCUGCCAUAUUUGCUCUUCAUGUCCAAUAUGACUAUGUUAGAGAGGGUCUAGUCGCCUACACUUACAUAAAUGAAUCAGACUCUUCCGCAUAUUCGCUGCUGAGCCGCUCAUCCGCCAGUGUACAGAAUAACUUCCGAUUAUCGAAUUUCCGUACAAAAACCUUGCAUUUGUUCACAUUUGAUCGGAUGAGACAAGAAGGAAGUGAAAAUUUGAACUCGUUCCAAAUUGUUCUCGCACAAUCGGAUGAGGCCACGAUAGCGACGUUAAUCUACGAAAAAACGCAAUCGAAAGGGCCGAUAACAGGAAUCGCUUCACCAACUAAAUUCCAUACACUCCCGAACAACAUGCUAUCAUCAUAUUCGAAUGUCGGCCAGCCAGGGAAGUGGAUGCUUCGGAUUGAUGACGUCAUAGGGCCGUGUCCGUCUGGUACAAUGGGACCUCCUUUAUGCGACGAAGAAUGUCCUGCUGGACGAUACGGUUUUUCAUGUCAAAGAUCGUGUCACUGUGCUGCUGGAUUUCCGUGUGAUAUGUCGUCAGGCGUUUGUGCAAAUGGUUGCGCAGCCGGGUGGACAGGAUCUAAUUGCGACCAAGAUGUUGAUGAGUGCCUCACCGGGAUGGUGAUUUGCGGGCAGAAUGCAGUAUGUCAUAACACUGUUGGUGGUUAUGAGUGUCGAUGUCGGAAGGGAUUUUCUGGCAACGGAAAAGAAUGCACCCCUGUUGAACUGAGAUGCACCUCUCGCUUUGGACGAUCUUGUUCAACGAAUGGGUCGUGCGAAGAACGCGAGGAUGGUCCACGAUGCGUUUGUGCGCCUGGAUAUCGCGGUGAUGGAUUUGUAUGCACACCUCAGUCGCAUAUUCAUUCCUCCGUUGAGGAUAUAACACAUCUUUUGAGAGAUCCUGAAAGCUCAAGUGACAACGACUCUUCUGACGUAGGUGAACAUCCUUUCGUGAUGACAGCAUGGCACGGAAUGGAUGAUAAGACAACUGCUCGUCCGCCAAUUUCACGGCCUCGAUCUCCACUAUUUAUAACUCCAACAACCAAACCAAAAGUCGAAAUAAAGGAGAACACAAGCAAAGAAAAGCAGGAAGAAUCAGCUGAUGCAACCACUCUACUGUUUCUGAUUGGUCCCGCUGUACUUUGUGCGAUUUGGGUGAUUCUUGUGAUAUUGGUCAUAGCUGUAUGUUGCAAGAAUAAGAAUGGCCAACGUACCCGAACUAACGUCAAACAAUUCGACGGUGUAUGGAAUCCACCUGCACGAACAGCUAUCUGUGCACCUUCUAAUGUGGCUUCACAUUAUCCAACAAGGAUACGACCGUUCGAUGCCUAUUAG